This is a messenger RNA of Neolamprologus brichardi, 987 nucleotides long. The record is from RefSeq and is a predicted model, not a curated record. Lineage: Eukaryota; Metazoa; Chordata; Actinopteri; Cichliformes; Cichlidae.
CCGGAAAAUGUGGGGCUUAAUUCCUGUGUUGGACUGCUCCCAGCUGCUGCGCUUCUGCCCUUCGCAGUGCAAGCCCUUCGUCUUCCCCAUCACGACCCCCGACCCUUGGGUGGACCCUCCUAAGCGCACCAUGUCGGACCAAGCUUUUGUGACACUGGCCACAAAUGACAGCUAUGCAAAGGGAGCGAUGGUCCUCGGCCAGUCGUUACGAAGCCACAACACAACCAGGAAGCUGGUCGCUCUCGUGGGGCCACAUGUUGCAGAACCUUGCAGAGAUGUGCUGCGCUCCAUUUUUGAUGAGGUGCAUGUGGUGGACGUGAUGGAUUCAGGCGAUUCAGCUCAUCUGGCCUUGAUGAAGCGUCCGGACCUGGGGGUGACGUUCACCAAACUGCACUGCUGGACGCUCACGCAGUACAGCAAGUGUGUGUUCAUGGACGCUGACACACUGGUGCUGUCCAACAUAGAUGAACUCUUUGAGAGAGAGGAGUUAUCUGCUGCUCCAGAUCCUGGUUGGCCAGAUUGUUUCAACUCUGGGGUAUUUGUCUUCAGACCAUCCAAUGAGACCCACGAGAAGCUCAUCACAUUCUGUGGUGAAAAUGGCAGCUUUGAUGGUGGGGAUCAGGGAGUUCUCAACAGUUACUUUAACACCUGGGCGACGGCAGAUAUUUCCAAACACCUCCCCUUUAUCUACAACCUCAGCAGCAUUGCCAUCUACUCCUACCUACCAGCUUUCAAACAGUACGGCCAAGGCGCAAAGGUGGUGCACUUCCUGGGCAAAGUGAAACCGUGGAACUACUCCUACGAUCCUCAGAGCGGCGAGGUCAAAGGUCAGUCCUCACCUGACCCCUGCGUGCUGCACCCUGACUAUCUGCUGAUGUGGUGGCAGGUGUACACCAAAUCUGUGCUGCCUUUACUGCAGAAGGCCUACGGAGACACUCCCUUCCUCAGCGGCUUUAUAGAGCAGAACGAUGAGGUAUGUUAACGGUU